Arabidopsis lyrata subsp. lyrata is the source of this 1337-nucleotide messenger RNA. RefSeq lists its product as uncharacterized. Lineage: Eukaryota; Viridiplantae; Streptophyta; Magnoliopsida; Brassicales; Brassicaceae. The coding region runs from base 364 to 1146 and encodes 260 amino acids. The record is from RefSeq and is a predicted model, not a curated record. The transcript has 4 exons.
UCCUAAUUGUUAACGAAUUUGGGUAUACGACAUGCAUGUCUAUAAAUUCCGGGGCUAAAUUUAUAAACCACGAAAACAUGAGGGCCGCAAAUAGUUUUGUUAUUUGUUUUAAAUUUUUUAAUUUAGAUUUUUACAUAAUCAAUUCCAAAAACAAAUCCUUCAAAAUCAAAAUUCGAAUAUUCCUUUAUAUAUUUAUUUUCUUCUUUCCUCUUCGUCUCCUUCUUCAAAUUCAAUCUUUCUCCGUCAUUCAGAUUUCGAGGAGACAGAGACAGAGAAAAGGAUUCGUGUAAGCAAAAGCUUUUAACUUUUCUUUCUAUUUAUCCUCCUUUCUUCUAUCUCUCUCUCUCGAUCGAUACAAGAGAGAUGGAGAGAGAAGAAGGAGAAACAACAAUGAUCGGCGUUGUUCCGGCGAAAUCAGCGACUCCGAUAUAUUCUCUGAGCUUUUGGGAGGUCACGGCAGCUUCCGGCGUCGUUUUAGGGUUUCUUUUGGGACUUGUUUGCGUUUAUCUCACAAUGCCUCAAUCUGAUUACAGUUUCCUCAAGUUACCUCGUAAUCUCGAAGAUCUUCAGAUUCUUAGAGAUAAUCUUGAGAUAUACACAAGUGAUUACACAGUUCAAGUUCUUGUUGGAUAUUGUCUGGUCUACGUUUUUAUGCAGACGUUCAUGAUCCCUGGAACUGUGUUCAUGUCUUUGCUUGCUGGUGCUCUCUUUGGAGUUGUCAAAGGAAUGGCUCUUGUUGUAUCCACUGCAACAGCUGGUGCUUCCUCUUGCUAUUUUCUCUCGAAGCUCAUCGGUAGACCUUUACUCUUCUCGCUUUGGCCCGACAAGCUUGUAUUCUUCCAAGAUCAGGUUGCGAGAAGAAAAGAUCGGUUGCUGAAUUAUAUGUUGUUCUUGAGACUAACACCAACAUUGCCUAACACUUUCAUUAAUUUUGCUUCUCCAAUUGUUGAUGUUCCUUACCAUAUCUUCUUCCUUGCUACAUUCAUUGGUCUGAUUCCUGCUGCAUUUGUCACUGUCCGGGCUGGGCUUGCUCUUGGAGAGCUAAAAUCAUUGGGAGAUCUCUAUGACUUCAGCUCCAUGGCGACUCUGUGUCUCAUCGGUGUGCUCUCUGUGACUCCAACACUAAUUAGCAAGAAAAAAGCCUAGAAGAAGAAGAAGGUCAAUGGAGACAUAAGACAAAGCCUUCUCUGCAUACGAUGAUGAUGAAAAUUAGAGCAUUUCAUAAGCCUCUUUGUGUACAUAUCAUUUAGAAUGUUAAGAACUUAAGACCAAUCAUAAAACCCUGUUCUCUACAUGUUUUUUACUCGAACGGGUUUAAUGGGCCUUGGGAUUAAGUA